AUGGAAAUCUUCGAAGAAGCAAGCAUUGUUCGAUUUCGUAGCAUCCAUGACAAAUACUUGCUUGCAGAGGAUGAUGAGGAAACUGUUUCCCAAGAGCGAGGCGGAACUGUACGGAACGCGAGAUGGACGGUGGAGUUCGUGCAGUUCAAUUCCACCCAUAUUCGUCUUAAAAGCUGUUACGGUAAAUACUUGACGGCUUCAAACAUGCCGUUCCUAUUGGGGAUGACAGGGAAGAAAGUGUUGCAGACAUUGCCAAAACGAUUGGAUUCUUCGGUUGAAUGGGAACCUAUUCAAGAAGGUUCCAGGGUUCGGCUAAAAACUCGUUACGGCCAAUAUUUACGAGCAAAUGGUGGGAUACCACCAUGGAGGAACCACAUUACACAUGAUACUCCUUAUAGAACCUCACAUCAAGAUUGGAUCCUUUGGCAAGUUGAUAUUUUAAGGUUUCGCCACCAAGAUAAACUCCCUGCUCCACCUCCUCCUUUUCAAGUACAAGCUGAUGGAUUUGACAAUUCUGAUACUGGUUCACCUCCAACAAUUUCACUUAGAGGAAAUGGAUCGCCAAAGGCAUUUGAAGGAAGGAUUAUUAAGUAUGAGGUAGUUGAUGAUAAUGGUGAUGUUGACCAAAAUAUUGGAGAGCGUAAAUUCAUAUUUAAAGGGAAUGGGGUUGAUGAUUUGAAGAAAGCAUUGAAAGAAGAGAAUGUUGUGAAGGAAGAGUUUUCUCUUUGUUCUCGUAACCCUUUGAAUGGCAACCUUUAUCCCCUUCGUUUGCAGCUUCCUCCCAACAAUACCGCAAUGCAUGUUGUUCUGGUUCCUCUAUCAUCUAAAGUGGCAGAUGAUUUAUGGCUUUGAAACAUGUGAAGGAACUUUCAACUUGUACCUUAGCUUGUUGCUAGAAACUGCUAACAGCAAUGGAAUGAGGCAAAUUCCAAUUCUUUCAUUCAUUUAAAGCUAAAGGGUUUUUUCUUUUCUUUUAAUUCUAGCCAUGUUUUGUCAUCUGCUUAAUUGUUUCAUUCAAAGGCUCAUCUUUU
Messenger RNA from Gossypium raimondii (Peruvian cotton), 1031 nucleotides. RefSeq lists its product as uncharacterized. Bases 1 to 852 code for a protein of 283 amino acids. The transcript is spliced from 3 exons. The record is from RefSeq and is a predicted model, not a curated record. NCBI's taxonomy places the organism in Eukaryota, Viridiplantae, Streptophyta, Magnoliopsida, Malvales, Malvaceae.